This is a messenger RNA of Otolemur garnettii (small-eared galago), 561 nucleotides long. Its product is annotated as EP300-interacting inhibitor of differentiation 1-like. The coding region runs from base 1 to 561 and encodes 186 amino acids. Gene Ontology annotation, cellular component: nucleoplasm. The transcript has a single exon. The record is from RefSeq and is a predicted model, not a curated record. NCBI's taxonomy places the organism in Eukaryota, Metazoa, Chordata, Mammalia, Primates, Galagidae. Gene Ontology annotation, biological process: negative regulation of DNA-templated transcription. Gene Ontology annotation, molecular function: transcription corepressor activity.
AUGUCGGAAAUGGCUGAGCUGUGUGAACUGUACGAAGAGUGCAAUGACCUGCAGAUGGAUGUGAUGCUCGGUGAGGGUGACCUUCCGCAGAUGGAGGUAGGCAGCGGGGGCCGACACCCAUCCCUGAGUCCCUCCCGCAGCAGGGCCCAGCCACAGCUGGAGGAGGAAGGCCCGAUGGAGAAGGCGGCGGCGCCAGCAGGGAAGCGGGGCCUGCCUAACGGGCCCAGCCCUGAGAAGCAACCAGGCCAGCUCGCAGGCCCAGACUUCGAGAGUGAGGACGAGAGCGAGGAAUUUGAUGACUGGGAGGAUGACUACAACUGUCUGGAAGAGGAGCAGCUGAGUGGUGCCAGCUACAGAGUCUCAGCGGCCCUUGAAGAGGCCAACAAGAUGUACCUGCGAUCAUCCAGAGCCAGAGAAGCAGCUCUGGAUGGCGGGUUUCAGAUGCAUUAUGAGAAGACCCCGUUCGACCAGUUGGCUUUUAUUGAAGAGCUUUUUUCACUUAGGGGUGUCAAUCGUCUGCCCGAAGAACUCGGCUGUGAUGAAAUUAUUGAUAGAGACUAG